AUGCCGCCAUCGACUUCCUCCGGGUCGACAACGGCGCACGAGGAGGUCGCCGUCGAGACCACGGCCCUGCUCCCACGACAGCACGGCCGCCGGCCCGAGUACGCAGCGUGGGUGCAGGAGAUAUGGCUCCUGACCAAGGCGUCGAUCCCCGUCAUGCUGGCCUACAUGCUGCAGAACAGCCUGCAGACGGUCUCGGUGCUCAUCGUGGGCCGGCUCUCGCCCGAGGCGCUGUCGGCGGCGGCGUUCGCCUACAUGUUCGCCAUGGCGACGGCGUGGCUGAUCGCGCUCGGCGGCACCAGCGCCCUCGACACGCUCGGGUCGUCGGCCUUCACGCGGUCCAGGGACAAGACCAGCCUGGGCCUGCUCCUGCAGCGCGGGUUCCUGGUGCUGACGGGGUUCUACGCGGUGGUGGUGGUGGUGUGGUGGUUCGCGGAGGACGUGUUCCGGGCGCUGGGCCAGCCCGAGGAGAUUUGCGUGCUGAGCGCCCGGUUCCUGAGGCUCCUGGCCCCGGGCGGGCUCGGCUACGUCUGGUUCGAGUGCAUGAAGAAGUUCCUGCAGGCGCAGGCCGUCUACCGCCCCGGCACCUACGCGCUCCUGCUGACGUCGCCGCUCAACGCGCUGCUCAACUACCUCCUCAUCUACAGGCUCGGCAUGGGGCUGGACGGCGCCCCGAUCGCCACGGGCAUCUCCUACUGGCUGUCGUUUCUGUUCCUCGUCGCCUACGCCGCCCUGGUCCGGGGCGGCGAGUGCUGGGGAGGGUUCGACCUGCGGCGCGCGGCCGCCAACGUCGGGCCCUUUGCGCGCCUGGCCGCGCUGGGCGUCGUGCACGUCGGCACCGAGUGGUGGGCGUUUGAGGUGGUGGCGCUGGCGGCCGGGAGGCUGGGCAAGCUGCCGCUCGCGGCGCAGUCGGUCAUCAUGACGGCGGACCAGAUCAUCAACACCAUCCCGUUCGGGCUCGGGGUGGCUGAGUCGGCGAGGCUGGGCAACCUGCUGGGGGCGGGCGACGUCCGGGGCGCCCGGAGGUCCGCGCACUCGGCCGCGGUGCUGUCCGUCGUCUUCGGCACGACGCUGCUCGUGGUGUUGAUGGCGGCUCGACACAGGGUCGGGGCGCUCUUCAACGACGACGAGCGCGUCGUCGCGCUCGUGGCCGACGUCGUGCCGUACGUGGCCCUGUUCCAGAUCGCCGACGGGCUCAACGGCAGCUGCGGCGGUGCGCUCAGGGGCAUGGGCAGGCAGUGGGUCGGCGCCCUGGUCAACUGCCUGAGCUACUACGGGGGCGCGCUGCCGGGAGGCAUCUACCUCGCCUUCAACGGGUGGGGGCUGGCCGGCUUGUGGAUGGGCCAGUGUGUGGCCUUGUCGCUGGUCGGAGUGCUGGAGUGGGCCAUCGUGGGCAUGAGCGACUGGUCCGAAGAGGUGCGCAAGGCGAUUGACAGGUUGCGGGACGACGAGGAUUACAAGAGUGUUGAGGACGAGGAGGCGGUGGAGUGA
Molecule: messenger RNA, 1488 nt
Organism: Pyricularia pennisetigena
Lineage: Eukaryota; Fungi; Ascomycota; Sordariomycetes; Magnaporthales; Pyriculariaceae
Exons: 1
Coding region: 1-1488 (495 amino acids)
Biological process (GO): xenobiotic detoxification by transmembrane export across the plasma membrane
Cellular component (GO): membrane
Molecular function (GO): antiporter activity; xenobiotic transmembrane transporter activity
Source: RefSeq, a predicted model, not a curated record